Messenger RNA from Clonostachys rhizophaga, 1077 nucleotides. The record is from the annotation of a GenBank genome assembly. NCBI's taxonomy places the organism in Eukaryota, Fungi, Ascomycota, Sordariomycetes, Hypocreales, Bionectriaceae.
AUGUCAACCGAUUCAGAAGCAAAGAACCGUGCUGUGAUAUAUGCAAACCCACCAGAGAUUACAACUCGCGUGGAAGAACUACCAAUUCCUAAGCCGGGCUCGGGUGAAGUGUUGGUCCGCCUGUUCUACUCCGGCGUUUGCCAUACCGACUACGGGAUAUGCACUAAUGGUUUUUCAACGCUUCCUUUACCAACCCCGCAGGGGCAAAUCGGCGGGCAUGAAGGCGUUGGGAAAGUCGUCGCUCAAGGUGAUGGUGUUUCAUUCCCUCAAAUUGGCACCAUGGUGGGCAUCAAAUGGGCAGCUAGCGCGUGUCUCAGUUGUGACAAUUGCCUCGAAGGAGGCGAAACAACAUGCAUAACGGGCACGGUAUCCGGCUAUCUCACACCUGGCACAUUCCAACAAUACUGCUUGAGCCAAGCAUCCAACGUGACGUUAAUUCCAGAUGGAAUCGACCUUGCGGGCGCAGCACCACUCAUGUGUGGCGGAGUCUCUGUAUAUUCAGCUCUCAAAAGAGCUCAUGUCCGCCACGGGCAAUGGGUUGUGAUUUCAGGCGCGGGUGGUGGCUUGGGCCACCUUGCCAUUCAAUACGCCAAGGCGAUGGGGGGUCGCAUAAUAUCCCUAGACGUCGCGGCAAAAGAGCGUCUAUGUCUCGAGCUUGGGUCUGAUAUAUUCAUAGACUUUGCCGGUUUCGCCACUGAUGACGCGCUUGCUAAAGAAAUUCAUAAACUGACUGGAGGUGGUGCUAAAGUGGUACUUGUCUGCUCUUCGAGUCACCGAGCAUAUGCACAAGCCGUCUCAUUUCUCGGUUUCCGGGGUAUCCUAGCAUGCCUUGGCGUCCCGGAAGGUGAUUCUUUACCAAUAGCAGGAGCGAACGUUCCAGAUAUGAUUACCAAUGAGCUCACCAUCUUCGCUUCUAAAAGCGGAAAUCGUCUGGAGGCGAAGGAAUGUCUAGAUAUUGCCGCGGUUGGAAAGAUCAAAACUCAUUAUGAGCUGCGACCUAUGGAAGACCUAACCGAGGUUUUUGAGGAUAUGAAAAGUGGAAAAAUUAACGGCAGGAUUGUUUUAGAUCUUCGGUGA